Protomyces lactucae-debilis is the source of this 1640-nucleotide messenger RNA. RefSeq lists its product as uncharacterized. NCBI's taxonomy places the organism in Eukaryota, Fungi, Ascomycota, Taphrinomycetes, Taphrinales, Protomycetaceae. The coding region runs from base 112 to 1425 and encodes 437 amino acids. The record is from RefSeq and is a predicted model, not a curated record. The transcript has a single exon.
GCAACUUGAAAACAACUGUGUUGCAUUGAGGAAGCAGCUUCCUACUUGAGUCCUGUAGAAAUGCUCCUCGAACAGCUCCAGACUUGACUGCGGCAAAGCUAAACUUGGCCUAUGCAGAGCUUGUCCUCAGCGGCGUACUUACUGCACCGUAGUCUCGGCAUCAGAACGCCAAAGACUAGCGAUCUGCCAAGCUGGUGCAAUGUCGAGUCUGUCACUAUCCGCGACUUGGACACAGGAAACUUGAGUUUGAGGGAACUCGUACUUCUAGGUCCUCGUUUUGAUGACCCAAUGUGCCUCGUGGGUCUUGCACGCUGGUCUCAAGCUGUUAUUGAGAUUCCCCUUCAAUUCACCCCUACAGGUCUACGUCUUCAGGACCCGGAAGCAUUGGAAGACUAUGUGUUUGGCGAUCACAAGGACAGCAAAGUAGCUCGAGCAGCUAGUGACAUCCAUCUAGAUUUCCCCUCACGCGAAGAUAGCUGGUACAAGUUCGUUCGAUUCGUCGACGUCGAGGGCAUGAUGUGGACGAUAUCAGUCAUUGGGGAAUGGGACCUCAUGGAAGCACACUCUAUAGAGAGCUGGAAGGUUCAAGUCCAAGUCGUUCCAGCUUAUGCGCGUGGACGCACAAGACAAGCGAGCGCUCAAACUCGGGAGUUUGUAGUUCACGGCGAGUGCCCUCAGAUCUGCUAUGCGACGCGAGAUGGGGUGAUGCUUUUGCAUCAAGCGCGCUUGACGUUCAUUCGGCUUCGACCAUGGCCUCAUGUGCCUGAAUCGCUACCAGCUGGCUGCUGGCAAGUAGAGGACGACGCAGUCAAUGGCUAUUGCGGCUUGCCUACAAAGCACCUUGAGCUCGAUAUCCUGCUGGAAGAGUGGUUCGAGGAGGAUUAUGGAGAGAUUAACAUGAAGUUCUCUUUCGGCACCAAUCUCUUUCCAAAGUGGCGUGAGGCGUCCGACUCGAUGCAUGCCAAGUCCAGUGUGGCUCUGGAUUGGGACAGCGGUUGUGCCAUCGAGCUUGUACUCUGGAACAAAGAGAGACACAACCAUGUCAGACUUGUGAAAAUUUUUGUGGAUCCUUAUGCGGAUGGUCUGUCAUCUGCAGAUACAUGCUUACUGUCCACAAAGACUGCACCGGUACAGGCCAGGGCGCCGAAUUAUCCUAGCGAGACUCUUUUCCUCGGCGAUUUGGAUGAGUCGCUCGAAGAUAGACCAGCUCGUCCUUCCAAUAUUGCCGUGUGUGCAUGGGAUCAUUACAUGCGUAGGGCAGAUCAUACCAUACGCAAAACGCAUGCCUGUGUGGAAGAGGACGUGUGUGGACUCAAGUUGGAGUACUAUGGCCGCCAUGGUGUCCUCUUUUACGACAUGAUCCUGACUCCAGCGACGUUAGCAACGAUCAAGACGCAGCUGUGGUCUGUUGCUGCGAAGUAUUAGUGAGAGGAAUACAGCCAAUGUCCAGGUGCAUCAGGCGGCAAUUGGCGAGGUUCCAUCUGAAUGGUUCAGUGCGAAGGAAGCCAGGAUCAGCAUGAGAUCAGCGAGGAGAUUUGAUAAGAUUAGUGGAAUUCUGAGUAUAUGUAUAGACAUGUAUACUUGGCCUAGUCAAGAGGGCUCGCUGUAGCCUCCAGGCUUUGCAAUGAGGCUGUUUCGCU